AUGAUAUGGAGGGGAUUGGAACACCUGAAUCACAUGAUUGGGAGGGGAUUGGAACACCUGAAUCACAUGAUAUGGAGGGGAUUGGAACACCUGAAUCACAUGAUUGGGAGGGGAUUGGAACACCUGAAUCACAUGACAUUGAGGGGAUUGGAACACCUGAAUCAUAUGAUAUGGAGGGGAUUGGAACACCUGAAUCACAUGAUAUGAAGGGGAUUGGAACACCUGAAUCACAUGAUAUGAAGGGGAUUGGAACACCUGAAUCACAUGAUAUAGAGGGGAUUGGAACACCUGAAUCACAUGAUAUGGAGGGGAUUGGAACACCUGAAUCACAUGAUAUGGAGGGGAUUGGAACACCUGAAUCACAUGAUAUGGAGGGGAUUGGAACACCUGAAUCACAUGAUAUGGAGGGGAUUGGAACACCUGAAUCACAUGAUAUAGAGGGGAUUGGAACACCUGAAUCCCCUGAUUGGGAGGGGAUUGGAACACCUGAAUCACAUGAUAUGGAGGGGAUUGGAACACCUGAAUCACAUGAUAUGGAGGGG
Messenger RNA from Staurois parvus, 542 nucleotides. The record is from the annotation of a GenBank genome assembly. Lineage: Eukaryota; Metazoa; Chordata; Amphibia; Anura; Ranidae.